Molecule: messenger RNA, 2229 nt
Organism: Phascolarctos cinereus (koala)
Lineage: Eukaryota; Metazoa; Chordata; Mammalia; Diprotodontia; Phascolarctidae
Gene: GATAD1
Product: GATA zinc finger domain containing 1
Biological process (GO): chromatin organization; regulation of DNA-templated transcription
Cellular component (GO): nucleus
Molecular function (GO): zinc ion binding; sequence-specific DNA binding
Source: RefSeq, a predicted model, not a curated record
AGCCACGCGGGGGGGGGGGGCGGCGGCCGAGGCGACAGCGGCAGCGAGCGCGUCGGCCCCACGGUCGCGAUUCCCGUGUCGCUGAGGCCCCGGGGGCCGCCCGCGCCGCCGGCCGCCAUGCCGCUGGGCCUGAAGCCCACGUGCAGCGUGUGCCGGACCACGUCGUCGUCCAUGUGGAAGAAGGGCGCGCAGGGCGAAAUCCUCUGCAACCACUGCACGGGCCGCGGCGGGGCUGCCGGGGGCGCGGGCGCGAGCACGGCAGGUGGGACGGCGGGCGGCGGGGGCGCGCCCGGUGCAGGGGCGGGCUCGGCGGGCGGCGGGGGCGCGCCCGGCGGCGGCCACGGCGGGCCGGGCUCGGGCUUCGCUGGCGCCGCGGCGGCGGCCUCGCAGCAGAGCAAUGGCGGCGGCGGCGGGGGCGGCGGGGGCGGCAAGCAGAGCAAGCAGGAGAUUCACCGGCGCUCGGCGCGCCUGCGGAACACCAAGUACAAGUCGGCCCCGGCGGCCGAGAAGAAGGUGUCCACCAAGGGCAAGGGCCGCAGGCACAUCUUUAAGCUGAAGAACCCCAUCAAAGCUCCUGAAGCAGUUUCCACCAUCAUUACUGCAGAAUCAAUAUUUCACAAGGGAGUAUAUUAUCAAAUUGGAGAUGUUGUUUCUGUAGUUGAUGAACAAGAUGGAAAAACGUACUAUGCUCAGAUAAGAGGCUUUAUCCAAGACCAGUACUGCGAGAAGAGCGCGGCGCUAACGUGGCUCAUCCCCACGAUGGCCAGUCCCAAAGAUCAGUUUGAUCCGGCAUCUUACAUCAUAGGACCAGAAGAAGAUCUUCCAAGGAAGAUGGAAUAUUUGGACUUUGUUUGUCAUGCACCUUCAGAAUAUUUCAAGUCUCGAUCCUCACCGUUCCCUACCGUUCCCACCAGACCAGAGAAAGGGUACAUAUGGACUCACGUUGGGCCUACUCCUGCAAUAACCAUUAAGGAAACAGUUGCCAACAACUUGUAAUCUUUUUAAGACUCCAUUUUCCUCUGUCCUCUAUGCACACCAUUACAAGAUGCCCAGCAGUGUACUUACUGAAAUUGGUGGCUGGCUGAAGAAAUAACUUUUUAAAAAACCUUUUAUUAUUACCCAGUAGGCAAAUAGUAUCUUCUUAGCUUUUUCUUCACUCGUUUUAAUCAGUCUUUUUUAAGAAUUACUCUGAAGAGGUACCUGUGCUGAGCUAGGAUGUCCUGCCCGGGAGGAAGCUCCCGAUGGAGGUGGCCCCUGCUUUUCGCAGGGUAGAUCCCUGCUGUCCGUGUGAUAACCCGGGUGCCAGCCUCUCACCCCAAAGCAUUACUUGGUUGGUGCUUAGUCCUUGGACCCCAGGAAGUUUGAGUUUGGCCAUAUGUCACAGAAACAAAUACAAAAUUAUAAACAUUUUGUUAUCUUUAAAAUAGUGACCCCGUGCCAUGCCCCAUGAAAUGAACAUAACCACCUCUACACAGAUGAAAUAGGAAAUCCCAUGGUGACAUACAUUGAGUAUGUAUUACUGAAUUGUAAAUAUGACCUGAGACUAAUAUAGUAGCUAGACUCGCAGUAGAAGGGCUUUGGGGGAGGAGUCUGGGCACACCAGAUAUUUUAUAAAAAGCUUUCCAACAGAGUUUGAGCUGAUGCCUUUCUUUGCUUAUUCCAGGCAACCUUGGAUAUUCCUAAAGGUGCCACAGGAGUGGUUAGGUUGGCUAGUUGUUGAUGGUAGAAACGUUUUUAAAGGGUGACUACAUUCCCUACCUCUUCAGUUUGUUCAGAGAUGCUGCUCAUCACCAGAUCACACUAAAGGCUAUUAGUGUACCAUGUGACCAAAUCCUAAUCCUUUAAAAAAGGAUCUUAGAAACAUUUCUCAUGGAUAUGUUAGUUAGGUGAGUGCAAAGGGAGCUCAGCCCCAGCCUACAACAAGGGCCUUUCCUUUGGCUCUGAUUAAAGCCACCUACUUGUCAGACAAAAACUGUGAGUGACCCUUCAUUCCCCUGAUAUUAAAAUAUAAAAGUUUGAACAUAUUCAUCUGUCUUUCAUCUCUUUCUUGUACACACUUUGGCUUGUGUCCGUAGAACUGACCGUAAUUGAAUCUUAAAAUUCAUUGUAUUUUAGCACUCUAUUUAUGUCUUCCACAAGAGUAGUUGUGAGUCACUGUAAAUAUCAUUGUAAAUAACUGAGAUAAACUAAUGCCUAAAACUUUUGGAUUAAAAUAUAUUUUUCAAGCUA